Messenger RNA from Salvia splendens (bonfire salvia), 861 nucleotides. Its product is annotated as HMG1/2-like protein. The record is from RefSeq and is a predicted model, not a curated record. The coding region runs from base 165 to 626 and encodes 153 amino acids. The transcript has 8 exons. NCBI's taxonomy places the organism in Eukaryota, Viridiplantae, Streptophyta, Magnoliopsida, Lamiales, Lamiaceae.
GUGAAUUUUGGAGAACUUUUGAGGCUCUUUCCUUUCAGACCCCUUAUCCCUCCCUCUCACAUAUACCACCCUCUCUCGACUAACGCACAAACACAACACCAACGCAAAGCAUAUCUCUUCGUUUCUCUCUCUCUCUCUCUAGAAUUCUCAUUAUUAGGUUCGACAUGAAAGGAGGAAGAUCCAAGGCGGAGUCGAAGAAAGCGGAUGCGAAGCUUUCGGUGAAGAAAGGAGCCGCGGGCGGUAAAAAGCCGGCGGCGAAGAAGGGGAAGGCGGCUAAGGAUCCAAACAAGCCUAAGAGGCCUGCUAGUGCCUUCUUCGUCUUCAUGGAGGACUUCAGGAAGACUUACAAAGAGAAGCACCCGAACAACAAAUCGGUCUCCGCUGUUGGAAAGGCUGGUGGUGAGAAAUGGAAAUCCAUGACUGAAGCUGAGAAAGCUCCAUACGUCGCAAAGGCGGAGAAAAGGAAAAGCGAUUAUGAAGUAACCCUCAAGGCUUACAACAAGAAACUCAACGACGGCGGUGGUGCUGAUGACGAGUCCGACAAAUCCAAGUCGGAGGUGAACGAUGAAGAUGACGACGACGAAGAUGGCAGCGCAGAUGAUGAUGAGGAUGAGGACGACGAGUGAAGGAGACGUGGUCUAUGCUACUACCACUCUGCCAUCUGAACUAGUUACCCCUCUUUUUAUAAAUAGCUUUCAUCUUUUUCGCUAUUUUCCUAUAUUUUUUGUUUUUAAUUUGGUGUAGGAAAAAAGAACUAAAAAUAGGUGAUGUUCAGAUGGGAUUGGUUUAUGUACUCUUUGUUUAGAUCUUUCGGUGCUUGCUUAAUGAUAAUCAAUCGCACUAGUCUUAAUUUCUUUUUUA